AUGAAGUCAUUUAACACCAUACCAUUCCUUAUAAUUUCUAUCUUGACUAUCCUCGUCAACAACAACAUCAUCAACGUCAAAGCUUCUCCUGCGUCCUAUCGAGGUAGAUCACCGAAGUUACCUGUAAACUUUUCUGGAUCCAACGAGGUAGAGAAGAGACAGAGUAAUGAUACAGGAGGAGGGUUUAGUUGGGGACAUGAUCCGAUGAGAGGUGUGAAUAUAGGUGGAUGUGCAAUUGUUCUCACAUUGUAUCCUCAAUUCGUUCAUAUAAUGUUUCUAAUCUUCUUCAUGGCUGGAUGGGUCUUGUUUUUGGUCCACGAAUGA
This is a messenger RNA of Kwoniella mangroviensis CBS 8507, 324 nucleotides long. RefSeq lists its product as uncharacterized. NCBI's taxonomy places the organism in Eukaryota, Fungi, Basidiomycota, Tremellomycetes, Tremellales, Cryptococcaceae. The record is from RefSeq and is a predicted model, not a curated record. The coding region runs from base 1 to 324 and encodes 107 amino acids. The transcript has 2 exons.